This is a messenger RNA of Esox lucius (northern pike), 2977 nucleotides long. RefSeq names its product microtubule-associated protein 9 (gene map9). Lineage: Eukaryota; Metazoa; Chordata; Actinopteri; Esociformes; Esocidae. Gene Ontology annotation, molecular function: microtubule binding. The transcript has 15 exons. Gene Ontology annotation, cellular component: astral microtubule. Gene Ontology annotation, biological process: mitotic spindle assembly; mitotic cytokinesis; regulation of mitotic cytokinesis. The record is from RefSeq and is a predicted model, not a curated record. The coding region runs from base 231 to 2300 and encodes 689 amino acids.
CAGGAUUUGUAUAUUUGAUUGCUACUGUCAACAUUUAAAUCGUGAAUGAGUGUUGUUGUUUAUUGCUAGUUAAUUUAAAUUACUAACUUAAACAAAAAUAACGUGUUUAAAGUUGAACAAAUCGGUAGUAUAAUGUACAGUACAUAGCACUGGCUGUAUUCCGUGACAUAGCAGGAUAUUUCUGUCAACCUUUGCCAAAGUAACGUUUUCCUAGAAAUACGAAGUAAGGAAUGGCAGAUGAGGUCUUCAGAACAACACUGGCUCACACUAAAUUCACGAAGGCUUCUAGGAGAACAACUUUUCGGGAUGAGCUGGGGGCUGCUGUUUCUGCAAGAGCAAGUAAAAAAAAGACUGACCAAUACUUUGAUUCAGAUGACUUGGAUGAUAAUGAAGAUGAUGUUUUGAAAGAGCUUGUAAAUUCAAGAAAAAAGAGAAUUGAUGCCUUCAAGGUGGGAAAAAAGAAAGCAAAGAUGAAUGAUUUCAACCUAUCUGAUGACGAGGAGGAAAAUGAAAGGCCAAAGAAAGUGUCAUUCAUGAAGACUCAAAAAUCCAAUUCCCCCUUGCAAGAUUUGGCGAAGGCAGACACUCAUAAAAAUGAACAAACGGGCAUCUCCAUAGGAGGUAGCAGCAACCAGAAGGAUUCUGACUCAUUACCCUCACAUCAGUGUAAUAACCCUCACCUAGACUACUCACAAUCAUCAGCAUCACAUGACGGUCAGAUUCAGUCUCCUCAUUCCCUUCUCUUGCAACCAAGUCAAACAGAAUCCCCAUUUCAAUCAACUUUGGAGAACAACAGCCAUUGGAAUUCCCCCUUGCCCCUGCCAUCUAAUAAUGAUCAGUUGGACAUACAAUCUCCCUUCCCUUCUGAAAAUAGAGUGGACGGCAAAGAAUCCAUCACUGGAGAAGAAAAACCAGCUACUUCACAGCCUUCACAUAGAGGCACCAGAUGCGCAUCCGUGACAGACAGUAUCAUCAAGAAUGAGCCGCCCAGACCAAAACCCAGGCAUAAGACCCUGAGAGCAAGCAGUCACUCAGAGGAGGAGCCCACUGCUGUGGUCAGGGGAACCCCUCCUAGCAGACCCCCCAGCUCUUCUGUGUCCAUCUCCUUUUCCUCCACUGACAAGGGGGAAAUGGCCAGCAACACCAUCACCUCAUCCUCCAGCAAAACCACUGCUAGCAGCUGUAGUCCAAAUGCACCUGAAGGAGAUUACACCAUCUUAUCUACCCCAAACAAGUCCUCGGCCGGAGGUCAGCAGUCGGACUCCCUAUACAAAUCUACUGAAGGAGAAGAUCACGUUUUAGAAGGCAGUCAAGGAAAUUAUGGGAAAUACUCCACAUCGUUUGAAGACUAUCAAGACGAUUCUGAGGAUCACCCAGAUCAUAUAAGCAGACUCAGUCAUGUGUCUGAGAAAUCUGUCAAUACCAGGCCUUCAAGUUCUUUGACAAAGAGCUUGCGAAAGUCACAUAGUACGGAUUCCUACACAGCAGAGUCCAAAUACUUGGGUUCGCUGAAAGUUCUGGAUUGUAAAGUGCAGCUAAAAGAUGGGAAGCAUGAAGCUGCAGAUACACUCAGGGCUGCAAUAUACCAGGAAUGGCUUAAAAAGAAAAGUGAGAAGUUACAAGAGAUGAUGCAAAUAAAGAAGCAUGAAGAAAUGUUAAAAGAGGAUAAGAGGAAAAGGGAUCAGCAGGCAAAAAUUGAGGAUGCCAAAGCUUCUUAUGAGGCUUGGAAAGAAAAGAAAACCGAAGUAAUUAAAACAAAGGUAAAAGAAAAGCAAGAUGGGAUCAAAAAGAAGCAAAGGGAAAUUGAUGAACAACAGGAGAAAAAGGAAACUGCUAAAAAGGUUUUUGAAAAAUGGAAGCAGGAGCAUGAUGAACUUCUCAAAGAGAAAUACAAGAAACAGAAAGAGGCUGAAAAUAAAAUAAAACAGAUAAAAGAAGAAAAGGAAGAGGAGAGAAGAAGAGACGCCAUCUCUGCCAUUUCUAGUUGGAAUGAAAAAAAGAAGGUGGGUGUUCUGGAAAAAGUGAAAACUGAGCGUCAGAAAGAGAAGAUCAAAGAGGAGGAAGAGAGAUAUGAAAAAGAAGAGAAGGAUAGAAUGGCCUUGGAGAUGUAUGAAAAAUGGCUGAAAUCGAGACUCAUCAGACCUGGCAAAAUUUUUCCAGUCUUCAACUGUCCAAUUUUGAGAAGGAAAGAACGGCAACAGACAAGACAGAGGAAGGAAAGACAGAUACAAGCUAUUCUGCAAGAUGAACCACCUCCCCCCUGGAGUCCACCCAGUAAAACUGUUCCCUUUGGAAAGUAAUCCCGGAAAUAGUUGGUUUUUCAUCAUGACUCAAAUGUUUGAUAACAAUGACAUAUGAUCUUCCAUGAUACAACUUUUUCAUCUGCUUUACUCUUUUGUCCAGUUCAAUUUCAUUAAAUGUUACUCUAAUUGCAGCCUUCAGUUGUUACAUAUUUUCAAUGUGUAGACAUGAUUAAUCUCUCUACAUGUGAGAGAAGUAUUUUAUACAGUGAUGAGCCAAAACAUUCUGACCACCUGCCUAAUAUGCAGUUGGUCCUCUAUUUUAGGGUCCAACAUUAACUGUUUUUCUCAUUGGCCCUAUCUGGACAGUUAGUCUGAAAUCUAAUGGUAAGGAAUGUAUUUUUAUUGGCCCGAAAUGAAUAAAAACAAUACAUAAUAUAAUUGUAUUUUAUAGAUAUAUAGUAUGUAAGUAGCAUAUCAGAUUGAUUUAUACCACAUAUUUGCCUGUGAUAUGAGAGCUGAUACAAGCAAUGGCUGUUUAUAUAAAUAUGAUGCAAUGGACAUCAUUACUUUUUAAUGAAUUGUUAUCAAUAUAUUAGCUACUAUAAAUAUUAUAAUCUUUUCAUGUAGAUGCUUGCUUAUUUGAUGUGACGUAAAAGCAUGAAAAUAAAAUAAUUGACUUAAUAUAUUUAUGGUAAAAUAAAUAUGGUGCAAUACAGUACUUGCACUAGUUGGUU